AAGCCGGAAGUGGGUGAAAGGCGGGGGUGUGUGGCCAUGUCUGCUUCGUUGCUACGGCGGGGCUUGGAGCUACUGGAGGCACCGGGCCGGGGGAAGGCCCCGCCGGGACUCCAGCAGGGGCGUGAUGGCGGCAGACCGGCAGGAGCCGCCCGGCGGAGGAAGGUAAUGGCGGGGCCUGGGAAGAACAAGGCUACGAUCAAGGGCAGAGUCGUGAAGUCGGCGAUAGAGGAGUAUCACAAGAAGAAAGCUGUAAAUCACCUCAGAGCGAAUUUGCAGUACAUGACAAGCGGACGAUGCGUUGCUGACAGAGCUGUAACCCAACAAGUUCUUACACAGAACAGAGGCAGAAAGUCAAAAGAUCGGCCUGUAGAGAAGAAGGAAAAGAAGAAGCCUGAGGGCACUGUCUUUACUGAGGAAGACUUCCGUAAAUUUGAGAGAGAAUAUUUUGGAAUCCCAUAAACAGCAUGAAAGGAACUCUUGCAGCUCCAGUCCAUCUGCAGCUGAGUGCUCAGAAGGCAGGACUGGCCACUUCCUCAGCGUGUUUGAGAAUGGACGUAGGAGAUCUGUCACUUUGUCAGCAAAUAAACUAGCAUCAGACUUGCAGAAUAACUGCACCUGUCCAGAACUCACUGCUGGGGCCAUGGAGGUUCUCUUUGGUCUUUGCAAUACAUUGUCCUUAUCAUUACCUCCCUUCAGCCAGCAUGUCUUGCAUGUUCUUGACAUAGAAAGGUGGACUAAUCCAAAAACAAAUCUUGUUCUUCAGUAAGGCAUCUGCUGCCAGUCUCCAACUCAAUGGAGAUAUGUUUUGGACAGCAGAAGUAAAUCAUUAAGAGGGAAGGAUGCUUCAAAAGACUGAAAUCCUAGUACUCCUGCAGUUUCUGUCAUUAUAACAUCUGUCAGGUUUUUCUGACAUUGUAAAAAAUUUUGUAUGUAUUGUACGAUUAAACAAUUGUUGUUACA
Messenger RNA from Lagopus leucura (white-tailed ptarmigan), 960 nucleotides. RefSeq names its product ribosomal protein S19 binding protein 1 (gene RPS19BP1). Lineage: Eukaryota; Metazoa; Chordata; Aves; Galliformes; Phasianidae. Gene Ontology annotation, molecular function: enzyme binding. The transcript has 4 exons. Gene Ontology annotation, cellular component: nucleolus. Bases 37 to 459 code for a protein of 140 amino acids. The record is from RefSeq and is a predicted model, not a curated record.